GGGACGCGGAUCCUGGCGCCGAGCCCUGCGCGCGCGCCUGCAGGGUGGACCUGGACGAGCGCGAGUCCUACUGCGCGAGCGAAUUCGCAGUGAACGGAAUCGUGCAUGACGUGGACGUGCUCGGCACAGGGAUCCGGCUGGUGACUCUGCUGGUGGACCGGGAUGGGCUGUACAAGAUGAACCGCCUGUACAUCACUCCGGACGGGUUUUUCUUCCGAGUCCACAUACUAGUCCUAGACUCCUCCAGCUGCAAUAAGCCAUGCCCAGAGUUUAAACCUGGAAGCAGGUAUAUUGUGAUGGGCCAUAUCUACCACAAGAGACGCCAGCUCCCUACAGCUCUGCUCCAGGUCCUGAGAGGACGGCUCCGACCAGGAGAUGGAUUGCUCAUGAGUGGCAGCAGCUACGUGAAGAGAUUUAACCGAAAAAGGAAUGGGCAAGUUCAAAGUGCCGUUCACACCCAGUGCGUUUGAAAAUGUACUACCCUCGCACUGCUGGAUUGUAAGAGACAUGUCGCAUUCAGCAACAAGACAGGAGAGGUCUGUCUUCACGGAAUGGGGUCUUCCUGUGGAGGAGGGCACACAGCUCCUUCUGGAACGGAUUGUGUAGUUCCAACUCUAAUCUCGAAGUCGCCACUUUCUUAUUUGCAAAAUGGCUCUUCAGUGGUAUGCUUCUGAGGUCCCUGGCAAAGUUGCUGGAGUCUAGUGGCAUUUAUUCACACAGCUCAGAUAACUGACCUGUUCAGUUAGCAGAUCACUGCUUCAUGUGGUUUAUUUUUAAUUAUUUUAAUUUAAAUACAUUCUUCAGUAGAAAGAGUUCACAAAAAAGCAUUUCCUUGAUUUUAAAUAUACAGCUUUGAAUAGGUUAUAUCACAUUAUCAAACCAAGUUUCAUACUAAAACCAUCACAUUUUAAAUUCUGUACAUAACAGCGCACUAGUCAAAAGACAUGUAUGAAAUGUCAUUUAGAUCAAAACACUAGGGUCAGAACUCAAGACAAGUAUUCAAGUUUUACACUUAAAGAGUACUAACAGGCUUAAUUCAAGCAAAAUAUUAUUCAAACAAGUGUUCCUGAUGUACCAAAAUGUAAGAAAUAGUUAUUCUCUUCCCUCCCUGCUCCUAAAAACAAUUUGUGCCAAACUGGCAACUGUCCCAAUGCUAAACAUAUUCUGGGUGUAUCUGAUGUCAUUUUUCUAUUAAGACCGAGUAUCGUGUUUGUGUUUGUAAAGUAGUAAAUCUUGCCUUGAAAUCA
This is a messenger RNA of Enhydra lutris kenyoni (northern sea otter), 1247 nucleotides long. RefSeq names its product chromosome unknown C17orf58 homolog. Lineage: Eukaryota; Metazoa; Chordata; Mammalia; Carnivora; Mustelidae. The transcript has 3 exons. The record is from RefSeq and is a predicted model, not a curated record. Bases 177 to 470 code for a protein of 97 amino acids.